AUGUUCCGCAACCAAUACGAUACUGACGUGACUGUGUGGAGUCCAGAAGGACGUCUUUUGCAGGUUGAAUAUGCAAUGGAAUCAGUCAAACAGGGAUCGGCCUGUGUGGGUCUCCGUUCCAACUCGCACUGUGUGCUCGGUGCCUUGAAGCGAUCCGUGUCGGAGCUUUCGUGGCAUCAAAAGAAGUUGUUGGAGAUUGACGAUCACAUGUUGGUCGGAAUUGCUGGCUUGACGGCCGAUGCCCGUACUUUGGCCAAGUACAUGCGAAACGAGUGCUUGCACAACAAGUACGUCUAUGGUACUCCCAUGCCGCCUCAUCAACUCAUGGCCGAUGUCGCCGAUAAACAUCAACGCACCACCCAAACCUACGUCCGACGACCCUUUGGUGUGGGAUUGUUGGUGGCCAGUGUGGACCCGCUGACCCAGAAACCUCAUUUAUAUCAAACCUGUCCUUCGGGAAACUUGUACGAGUUUUAUGCCAGUGCCAUUGGAGCUCGUAGCCAAUCGGCUCGUACCUACUUGGAAAAACACCACGAAACCUUUGGUGAUGCCAGUCGCGAUGAUUUGAUUGUGCAUGCCUUGCAGGCACUGGUUGGAUGUGUGUCGGGGGAUGACGAAUUGACCAAAGAAAAUGCCAGCAUUGGAAUUGUCGGUAAGGAUGAAAAAUUCACGCUUCUGGAGGGUGAUGCCCUUCAGCCAUUCUUGGAUCGAUUGGAACUCAAGGGAGGCGAUGACGAUGAGGAAGAGGCUGGAGACGAUGCCGCGGCUGAAGCGGAACCCAUGGAGACGUAA
Seminavis robusta is the source of this 792-nucleotide messenger RNA. The record is from the annotation of a GenBank genome assembly. Lineage: Eukaryota; Bacillariophyta; Bacillariophyceae; Naviculales; Naviculaceae.